Molecule: messenger RNA, 3307 nt
Organism: Solea solea (common sole)
Lineage: Eukaryota; Metazoa; Chordata; Actinopteri; Pleuronectiformes; Soleidae
Product: butyrophilin-like protein 10
Exons: 7
Coding region: 226-1260 (344 amino acids)
Source: RefSeq, a predicted model, not a curated record
UUUUUCACCAGCAUGUGUGAAGUCUCUGAAGACAGGACGUGUCCUCGUGAUGUCUCGCGGUGGGAGGAGUUUUUAUGGAAAAAUACCGUUUCAGGUGGACACUUUUACAGGCGUCGCGAUGCACAUCCGCCAUCAUUCUUUAUUUCUGUCUCUAUUUUUGUCACGCAGUAAGCAGCAGUGACUACUCUCUGCUGCUGAGCAGUUUCAUGAAUGUAUUAGUUUUAAAUGAGCGUCACUUGUCAACUCGUCCUUUCUCACAACAACAACAGGUUCACUCGGAACGAACUCACGCUCAUGGGCUUUUCUGCUAAAAACACUCUCGUGCUCUUUUGUUCUCUGGUUUGUUUUGGAUCAACACCGCAGGCGCAGGAUGAAGUCUCCAGAACGUACGUCAAGGAGGGGGAAGACGCCGUCCUUCACUGCUCUUCUGAAAACAGGCAGAGUCUGGAAUACUCAGUGGUACAGUGGCAGAAUAAAGACAGUAAUGACGUGUUCCUCUACGAGCGUGGAUAUAACUCUGAGGAUGACAGUUCUGAGCAGUACAGAGGACGAGUGUCACUCUUCCACGACAAGCUGAAGAAUGGAAACGCGUCCAUGAUCCUCAGAGACACGAGGAUUGAAGACACGGGGAUUUACACCUGCAGACUCUCAGUAGGCUCAGGACGGUCCAGGACGCAGCUCAUUGUCGGAGCCGUUCAGGCGCCAGUCCUCAAGAUUGUUGAUGUGUCAGAGGCCGGCGUGGAGCUCCAGUGUGUGGUCAGAGGUUCUUCAUCAAAGCCGAGUGUAGAGUGGCAGACGUGUGAAGGAACCUCUCUUAAUUCAGAGGAGCCACUGGUCUCUGAGACACGAGGCCGUUACGACACCACGCUCCUCGUCACUGUGACGGAGACGAAGACCAACUGCUUCCGCUGUGUGGUCAAACAGGAGGACAUUUACCACAGGAUUGACACUAACAUCACUGUGUCAGAGAAACUCGGUACAGUUGUUCACGUGGCUUCAUGGUUUUCUGGAGUUGUCACAGUUACAGUGUUACUUCUGCUGGCUCUGGUUCUGUAUCUGAUCAUCAAAAAACGCAUAAGUCGACGGAACAUGAGGAGAGAAACAGAGGAGAUGAUGAAGAACUUCAACACCUCAGAACAAAACACUCAAUAUGAGAGAAUUGACACCAAGGACAUGAUGAAUGGAUCAGUGAAGGAAGAGGAGACAAGACAGAACAACGGCUCAGAUGAAGGUGAUGAAGACAUCGUACUGGAGAGUUGAAGAACAGAAGUCUAACGACGAUGAGAUGUUGUCCGUGUUUAUUUAGCCACAAAGCUCCCAUUGUGAUACCUUCUCACUGUUCUUCUUCCAGGGAGUCCUGGUCAGGAUCAGCCAUAAAACGCCUGUGAAGGUGUUUUUAGAUAAGACGGAGAAAAACAGUUUGACCCAAUUCAGAGUUCAUUCUGGGAGCUUUUCAAACAAGUCGAGCGGUAGACGUGGUGCUGUACGACAAGAGGCUAGAAACAUACAUAGGUUAGUUUGAGGCCUUGUUCGUAAAAAUCAGCAUAUGCAUUUCCCUCCUGUGGAUAAGAGACAACCAACCUACAGAGAAGAGAUGAAUGUAAAAGCCAUUCACCUUCAUAUGCCUUGAUAUUUGUAGGAGGUGACUCUUUUCUAUACGUGAGCUGUUAAAAAGUGAAAUCAGCUGUAUUAGCGCAUACUUGGUUUUUCUUGAAGUCAAAGUUUUAAAAGCCACGUGUGUCGUCCACAUAUAAAUGUAGUUUAGCUGGAGCUAAAUCGUAUGUUAUCGUAUGUACAGUAUGUUUUUUGGUUUUUUUUACUACUUAACAUUUAUUUCCAUGUGCAAUCAUACAAAGAACAAAUAUACAACAAUCACAUAGCACAUGAUUUCGCUCCACAUUGACCUACAAAUUCAAAUUAUAUUACACGUACAGCAGGAACCGGAUUCAUCUCUUUCGAGCCCAUAUGCAGUCACCCAUGUAUUAACACAGUAUUACCACAUCAAAUACUCCUCUGUAGCUGUAGUAUCACAGGUGUCCACUGAAAGCUCCUGUCCUGAGUUGGAGUUUGGCUGUAAUCAUCAGAAUUACUGAUUUAUUACCAUUACUGAUUCUAAUACUCUCCAUUAAAUACACAUUUUUUACUCUUACCCUUCAUUGUUGGACAGUUGGUAGAUUAACAUUCCUCCAUAACACAGUAAUCAUCUUUUUUGCGAUCAACAGCAACACCCAGAUUAAAUAAGCCUGUUUUUUGAUGAUUGUAUUUCCUGGAGUUUUUCCCAAUAUAAAAAUGUCUGGCACUAUGUUGUUGUUGCUUUUUAAAGUACUUUAUAAAUAAAGUUGGAUUGGAUUGCGCAGAACAAACAUUUAAAGCUGCUCUCAGUAAGGAUGAGCAUCAAGAACUGGCCCUAAAAUGUUCACGUCACAUUUUAGAAUCGGCUCCGCUCGCUUGGAACCUCGUCAGAGCAGGAACUAAACAAAAACACCAGGUGCUAUCACUGAUGGAGAAGCAAUAAAAGAAAAACUGAGCAGAGUCUCGUAGAGCUACAAAAGUGCCUUAACAAAUGAGGAACUUGUCCGUAUGUGUUAUGUUUUCUGUUGUCUUGUUCAUUGUACAUUGAUUUCCUUCAUCGUCUGCACUUUAUUGUAUUGUAAUUGAGUCUUAAAGGUCCACUGUGUAGAAUUCAGGGUUCAUAGUUAAAUGACAAUACACAAUCACAAUAUAUGUGACUGAAAAGUUGAUCAGUGAAGGAGAUUAUUCCUAAUCAGAUUAAGAAAGAGAUAGAAAACUGAACAAUCUUGGUUCUCCAGUGACGUUGAUGAAAUUGACCGGGGUCAUUGAAUGCAUCUGCUGCUCGCUGUCUCUCUCAUGCACUGGAGUUUGUUGUUGUUUGUUGUUUAAAUUUCUAAAUUUCAGACAUAUUUUAAAUAUAUGAGAUAAAUUCAAUACAGAUAUUAGUCUGAUCAUUUUUAAAUGUCCGUUCCUCUUACUUCAACAUGCAACUUCACCCCGAAUGCCAUUAAAUCUACACCCUGGUUCUUUAAAGACUUAUAAAAGGUGUUUGCACUUUUACUGUUUAUGUGUUUGAGGAAAAGUCUAAAGCGUCUCUGUAUUUUGUGAAUCUGUGAAUGUGAAUGAAUAGGUGAUCUUUCAGGGCUGACUGAAUGAAUGUUGACACGUUUCACUGAUGAAAAUAGUUUUUUCAGUGAAAUCGUUUUUGAUUCUUUGUUUCGUGAUCAUGUAAAAAAGAAGAAACAUGUUUUUCUCAAUAUAUUUGUAAUCAUGUAAAAUAAAUAUAUAUUUAUCA